AUGACGUCACCAGGUACAGCGCAGGGCCGGAGCAAGGCUCAUGGGGCCCGAGGAGAGGGGCCCCAGAGGAGAGGGACCCCGAGGAGAGGGCCCCCAAGGAGAGGGGCCCCCGAGGAGAGGGACCCUGAGGAGAGGGACCCUGAGGAGAGGGACCCAGAGGAGAGGGACAGAGGGACCCCGAGGAGAGGGCCCCCAAGGAGAGGGACCCCGAGGAGAGGGACCCCCGAAAGUUAUAUAGUGUCAGUGUCAGACACUGACUCUGACACUAACAUUGACUCUGACUCUCACACUGACUCUGACACUGACACUGACACUGACUCCGACACCGACUCUGACACUGACUCUGACUCUGACUCUGACACUGACUCUGACUCUGACUCUGACUCUGACACUGACUCUGACUCUGACUCUGACACUGACUCUGACUCUGACUCUGACUCUGACACUGACUCUGACUCUGACACUGACACUGACACUGACUCUGACACUGACUCCGACUCCGACACCGACACUGACUCUGACUCUGACACUGACACUGACUCUGACUCUGACUCUGACACUGACUCUGACUCUGACACUGACUCUGACACUGACUCCGACUCCGACACCGACUCUGACACUGACUCUGACACUGACACUGACACUGACUCUGACACUGACUCUGACACUGACACUGACACUGACUCUGACACUGACUCCGACACCGACUCUGACACUGACUCUGACACUGACACUGACUCUGACACUGACUCCGACUCCGACACCAACUCUGACACUGACUCUGACUCUGACACUGACUCUGACUCUGACUCUGACACUGACUCUGACUCUGACACUGACACUGACUCUGACACUGACUCCGACUCCGACACCGACUCCAACACUGACUCUGACUCUGACACUGACACUGACUCUGACACUGACACUGACUCUGACACUGACUCCGACUCCGACACCGACUCCAACACUGACUCUGACUCUGACACUGACUCUGACUCUGACACUGACUCUGACACUGACUCCGACUCCGACACCGACUCUGACACUGACUCUGACUCUGACACUGACACUGACUCUGACUUUGACACUGACUCUGACUCUGACACUGACUCUGACACUGACACUGACUGUGACACUGACUGUGACACUGACUCCGACACCAACUCUGACACUGACUCCGACUCCGACACCGACUCUGACACUGACUCUGACUCUGACACUGACACUGACUCUGACUCUGACUCUGACUCUGACACUGACUCUGACUCUGACACUGACUCUGACACUGACACUGACUGUGACACUGACUGUGACACUGACUCCGACACCAACUCUGACACUGACUCCGACUCCGACUCUGACACUGACUCUGACUCUGACACUGACACUGACUCUGACUCUGACUCUGACACUGACUCUGACUCUGACUCUGACACUGACUCUGACUCUGACACUGACACUGACUCUGACACUGACUCCGACUCCGACACCAACUCUGACACUGACUCUGACUCUGACACUGACACUGACUCUGACACUGACUCUGACACUGACACUGACUCUGACACUGACUCCGACACUGACUCCGACUCCGACACCGACUCUGACACUGACUCUGACUCUGACACUGACACUGACUCUGACUUUGACUCUGACUCUGACUCUGACACUGACACUGACACUGACUCUGACACUGACUCCAACUCCGACACCGACUCUGACACUGACUCUGACUCUGACACUGACACUGACUCUGACACUGACUCUGACACUGACACUGACACUGACUCUGACACUGACUCUGACACUGACACUGACUCCGACUCCGACACCGACUCCGACACUGACUCUGACACUGACACUGACUCUGACUCUGACUCUGACUCUGACACUGACACUGACUCUGACACUGACUCUGACACUGACACUGACACUGACUCUGACACUGACUCCGACACCGACUCCGACACUGACUCUGACUCUGACACUGACACUGACUCUGACUCUGACACUGACUCUGACACUGACUCUGACUCUGACUCUGACACUGACUCCGACACCGACUCUGACACUGACUCUGACUCUGACUCUGACACUGACACUGACUCUGACUCUGACACUGACUCUGACUCUGACACUGACUCUGACUCUGACUCUGACUCUGACACUGACUCUGACUCUGACACUGACACUGACACUGACUCUGACACUGACUCCGACACCGACUCUGACACCGACUCCGACACUGACUCUGACUCUGACACUGACACUGACUCUGACUCUGACUCUGACUCUGACACUGACUCUGACUCUGACACUGACUCUGACUCUGACACUGACUCCGACUCCGACACCGACUCUGACACUGACUCUAACUCUGACACUGACACUGACUCUGACUCUGACUCUGACACUGACUCUGACUCUGACACUGACUCUGACUCUGACUCUGACACUGACACUGACACUGACACUGACUCUGACACUGACUCCGACACCGACUCUGACACUGACUCCGACUCCGACACCGACUCCGACACUGACUCUGACUCUGACACUGACUCUGACUCUGACUCUGACACUGACUCUGACUCUGACACUGACUCUGACUCUGACUCUGACACUGACUCCGACACCGACUCUGACACUGACACUGACACUGACACUGACUCUGACACUGACUCCGACUCCGACACCGACUCUGACACUGACUCUGACUCUGACACUGACACUGACUCUGACUCUGACACUGACUCUGACUCUGACACUGACACUGACACUGACUCUGACACUGACUCCGACACCGACACUGACUCCGACUCCGACACAGACUCCGACACCGACUCUGACUCUGACUCUGGCACUGACUCUGACACUGACACUGACUCUGAAUCCGACUCCGACACUGACACCGACUCUGACUCUGAAUCCGACACCGACUCGGACACUGACACUGACACUGACUCUGACUCUGACUCUGACACUGACACUGACACUGACACUGACUCUGACUCUGACUCUGACACUGACACUGACACUGAAUCCGACUCUGACUCUGACUCUGACUCCGACACUGACACCGACUCUGACACCGACUCUGACACCGACUCUGACUCCGACUCUGACUCCGACACUGACUCUGAAUCCGACUCCGACACUGACUCUGAAUCCGACUCAGACUCCGACACUGACACCGAAUCUGACACCGACUCUGACUCAGACACUGACUCCGACACUGACUCUGACUCCGACACUGACUCUGAAUCCGACACCGACUCUGAAUCCGACACCGACUCGGACACUGACACUGAAUCCGACUCUGACUCUGACUCCGACACCGACACUGACUCUGAAUCCGACUCUGACUCUGACUCUGACUCCGACACCGACACUGACUCUGAAUCCGACUCCGACACUGACUCUGACACCGACUCUGACUCAGACACUGACUCCGACACUGACUCUGAAUCUGACUCAGACUCUGACUCCGACACUGACACCGACUCUGACACCGACUCUGACAGUAACUCUGACACUGACUCUGACUCCAACACCGACUCCGACACUGACUCUGAAUCCGACACCAACUCUGAAUCCGACUCCGACACUGACUCUGACACUGACACUGACUCCGACACUGACACCGACUCUGACACCGACUGUGACUCUGACUCUGACACUGACUCUGACUCUGACACUGACUCUGACACUGACACUGACACUGACACUGACACUCUCUGA
Molecule: messenger RNA, 3741 nt
Organism: Knipowitschia caucasica
Lineage: Eukaryota; Metazoa; Chordata; Actinopteri; Gobiiformes; Gobiidae
Source: the annotation of a GenBank genome assembly